UAUAGUGGCAGUGCUGUCAGAAUCGCGAACCGAGCAGGAAUAACGGGUUACCUACUCUCGUUCCUGUUUUUUCGAUUUUUAUACUAGAUUAGCUGCGUUAAUGAUCUAGCUGUAUUUGUGUUUCUUUGUACUCCCGUGGGAAUCGCCAAUUGUUGCCAGUGACAUAAGUUACAAUGCUGUAAUGUGAAAUGUACGUCGAUUCGUGAUAUAAGUGGGUGAAUGUUUUUAAUGGCCGCUGUGUCAGUGCACAAACGAAAUGUUUAUAUGAAAAGUGAUUGAACUCAUCGGAUCUUACAGCUGUAAUGCACAGGAGUACUGGUGCGGUCGGUGCAGGUGCGCGGCGGUGAUGGCGGGCGGCGCGGGCGCGGGCGGGGGAUGAGCCGCCUGCUGUGCUGUCUGCGCGCGCGCCGGCACGACAUGGGCGCCGCGCUGUCGCACCCACAGGAAGGCGAGGCGUGUGACGGCGGUGGACUGCCCGCCUCGCCACCCACUAUGGCUGACGUUAUACGGGAACGUAAGAAGAAAGCUGGCGGUGCCGGUCUGGGCACGCUGCGGCGUCGCAUCGCAGCCGCCGCACGACGGCCGCGGGACUCGAGGCCUGAUCGAGGGUGCGAGCACGCGCGGUUCAUCCGCUCGGUGGUGAGCUCGUGGCGGCUGGCGGAGGUGUUCCUGCUGUGCGAGGAGCUGGAGGCGGGCGCGGCGCUGCGGGACCUCGUCACGCAGGCCGAGCUGGCCCGCGAGCCCGCCGCGCGCCUGCACGCCGACCUGGCGCAGCUGCUGGCCGAGCGCUGGAGGCGGGCGCGGCGCUGCGGGACCUCGUCACGCAGGCCGAGCUGGCCCGCGAGCCCGCCGCGCGCCUGCACGCCGACCUGGCGCAGCUGCUGGCCGAGCGGUGAGUGGCUCCCCCCUACCCCCUCCCCACAGCUGGAGGCGGGCGCGGCGCUGCGGGACCUCGUCACGCAGGCCGAGCUGGCCCGCGAGCCCGCCGCGCGCCUGCACGCCGACCUGGCGCAGCUGCUGGCCGAGCGCUGGAGGCGGGCGCGGCGCUGCGGGACCUCGUCACGCAGGCCGAGCUGGCCCGCGAGCCCGCCGCGCGCCUGCACGCCGACCUGGCGCAGCUGCUGGCCGAGCGGUGAGUGGCUCCCCCCUACCCCCUCCCCACAGCUGGAGGCGGGCGCGGCGCUGCGGGACCUCGUCACGCAGGCCGAGCUGGCCCGCGAGCCCGCCGCGCGCCUGCACGCCGACCUGGCGCAGCUGCUGGCCGAGCGGUUGUGGUGCGACGUGGAGGUGGUGGGCGCGGGCUGGUCGCUGGGCGCGCACCGCGCGGUGCUCGCCGCGCGGUGCACGUACUUCCGCGACCUGCUGCUGCGGUACCCCAAAUCGUCCGCGAUCCGGCUGGAGGGCGUGGCCGCGGGGCUCCGGCGCGAGGAGGGCGAAGCGCUGCUGCGCGUGCUGUACGCCGGGCCUGCGCCCCCGCGCUGUGCGCACUGCCGCAAAUGGGAACGAGGGGCCAAUUCCGAAGCUGAGCUGGACAUCAUCAAUGUUGAGAACACCUCGUCGUACCGGCGCGGCUGCUCGUGCUCGCGCGGCGCGGCGGCGGUGCGGCGGCUCGCGCCCGCGCUCGGCCUCGCGCCCGACGCGCUGCACCAAGACAUGAAGUACCUGCUCGACUCGGGUGAACUGUGCGACGCGCGUCUGACGUGGCGGUCGGAAGGCGCGUUCGGGUUCCGCGGUGCGUUAGAGCUGCCCUGUCACACGCUGCUGCUCGCUGCUAGAUCGAGGUUCUUCCGCAGCGUGAUGUCGCGGCGCGCGGGGGCGGGCGGCGCCGUGUGCGUGGACGAGAAGGUGCUGCCGCGCCGCUUCGCGCACGCGCUGCUGCACGCCGCAUACACCGACCAGGUGGACUUGUCUUUGAUCGGUCGCAACUCGUCGCCGCCAUCGUCUGCAACUAGUACCAUCAGUAGUAGUCUGACUCGUGGAAGUAGUUCGCGCAGCUCAACGACAGCGCUGCUCGAUGACGCCUUUCAGCUUUAUGAGAUUGCGAGGUUCCUAGAGAUGCCCAUCGCGGUGCAGGGCUGCGAGGACGCGAUCGUGCUGCAGCUGAGCGCCGACACGCUGCCGCACGUGCUGCGCUGGUGCAGCGCGCCGCACGCCUCCGCCUGGGUGCGCCGGCAGGCGAUGCGCUACUUGCGCGACGAGUUCCCGGCGAUCAUGUCCUCGAGCGGCGCGGCGCGGCUGAGCAGCGCGGCGGUGGGCGAGGCGCUCGCGUCGCCCUUCCUGCAGGCCAGCGAGGCGCAGGCGCUGCGCGCGCUGCUGCGCUGGGCCGAGCGCGCGCACGCGCCGCCCGAGCCCGCGCCCAACGUGCUGCGCCACGCGCCGCACGCCGCGCGCCGCGCGCGGGGCCGGCGCCGCGACCUGGCCGACCGCGCGCUGCGCGACGCGCUGGCCCCGCUCGCGCCGCUCGUGCGCGCCGAGCACCUGCCGCCCGACUGCCCGCUGCUGCACCAGGCGGUGCGUCGCGGCGUGUUGGCGGCGCCGGCGGAGGGCGCGUGCAGCGCGGACGCGUGGCUCGGCCGCGGGGCCUUCCGCCCGCCGCGCUGCUUCCUGCCCUACCUCGACGAGAUCAAGGCGCUCCUGGAGGACCAGGCGGUGCCGGAGGGCGAGGUGGCGCUGAUCCGCCGCGCGCGCUACCUGCAGCGCAUCCCCGACACGCUCUACAUGGUGCGGGACAUCGCGCCGCCCAGAGGCGGCGGGGGGCAGGCGGGCGUGCACCUGUGCGUGGCGCCGCGCGCGCUGGGCCGGCUGCGCGCGCGCGCCCGCGAGCUGCGCGCCACGCCGGCCGCCGCGCGCGCGCUCGCGCUGCACCACGACACGCGCCCCGUGCACAGGCAGAUAGCGUUGCGCGCGGUCCGCGAGAUGUCGCUGCCCGACGCGUGCGCCGACCUGCUGCUCUCUGAUGAUGAAGAGCGUGAGGGUGUAUACGCGGAGGGCGCGGCUAGCGAAGCGAGCGUGGGCGCGGGCAGCGAGCUUGGCGGGAAUGCGAUAGAUAAUGAUGGCCGGUACUCGCGGACACUGUGCGAUGUGGAUUGUUGCCGGUCUAGUACGGGCUCGUUGCGAUGUUCCACCGGCUCGCUGCGCUCUACUCCCUCCGCACACGCACCGCUCGAUAAGAGUCGCUCGAACACGUGUCGGCGGGAGCUGCCUGCGAGACCGGACACCACACGUGCGGGUCGACUUUCCGCGGCUGUACCAGACGUGGCGAUGGCUCCCAACGGCAACACUCACCUACUGACUCCACACUACCCGUACCCCUCUCACUCGACACAUCCCACUCAUCCCACUCACUCGAGUCACUCGAGCCACUCCACACACUCGAGCCAUAAUGUCACACACUCGAGUUACAACGCAAGUAGCUCGAGUCACUCGACUCACUCGAGCCACAUUCCCACUCACUCGAGUCACCUCACUCACGCGCACACGUUGGCGGCCGCGCACAGGAUAUCGGCUGGACAUGAUGAGUACGGAGGCGUGGUGCAACUCGACUUGGGUGACGGCGCUACACACACUCCGCGACCCGGUUCGCGCGCCCAACGGGCUCGUCCGUACCGCGAGCACUCACAGGCGGUGUCGUGUUCGCGCGACGACGACCUGCGCGUCGCCAUCGAGCUGUCCGUCAUACGCGCGUACGGUUCGCUGCAGGCGAACAGACGAGCGGAUCUCGUGCCGAGUGCCGACGCGUGUGCUCUGCGCCGCGGCGCGUCUCCCGCGCGCUCCGACCGACAUCGCAACACGUUAUCAGUGAGCGGCGCGGGCGCUGUGAGCGGUGUGAGCGGAGUGAGCGGGCUAAGCGGAGUGAGCGGAGUGAGCGGAGUGAGCGGGUUGAGCGGAGUGAGCGGUGAGCGAGCGUGUGGCAGCGAGCGGGCCAGCCCCGCCGGGGACUUCGCGGACACGCACUCCGCGAGCUACUCCCGCGCGCGCCGCGACCCGAGCCCCGCAUACACCUCCUAGCGACACACACCACGGCCCUCCCCGGCCAGACUGACUAGCGAGAACCUGAGAUCUCACGACACGCAGUACUAGACUACACGCUGCUAAAGUUCGACCAAAAUUUGUUCAGUAGUUUACGAGUUACGAAUGUAUGAGAGACUAUGUAAGACUAUAGUUAUUGUAACAUAAGUGAGGACGUUCGAAUAUGUUUGUAUUGGAGGUACUAAGGCUUGACGCUCAUUCAGGGAUUUUUUUUUAUUAUAUUUUUUGUAAAAACUGUUUUUUAUGGUAAAAUUAAAAAUAAAUAAUUUGGCUAUUGUCUUUAAAUUACAGACUGAUAAUUAUUAUUGUUAUUAGAUAAAAAUACUGCGGUUUUAUCUACUUCAAUUAAAAAAGAUCUGCGCGUGGUAAUGUUUGAUUUCAACCGAUGUGUUCAUCUUGUAAAGUGUAAUAAGUGAAAUAAUAAUAAAAAUACUUUUAGAUGAUAAGAUUUUUUAUAUUAAAAAUUUAAAACGCAUGAAUACAAUUUAUUAUAACACAUAUUAAAAGUAUUAGAGUAUAAUUGUAUGAAUGGUAGUUUCUUGAAAAUAUUGUUAAAAAUAAAAUUUACUAUCAAUUUUCCUUUCGUAUUUUAUCUAUUGUUGACUGUUUAUUAUUAUAAAACGAAAUCCAAGAUAUUAAUACAAAAAAUGAUGUUUUAACUUUUAACAUUUCUCUCUCAGUGUGCGUGAAGCCUUACUGUAUUAUAAAGUGUACAUAUUUACUUGUAUAUAAUUAUAAUUAAGUAUUGGAACAAUAACAGACUUUCUGUAAUAUAUACAUUGGUCGAUCUGCGAAACUAUACAGAUAUUAUGUGUUUAUCUGACACAUUGACUCGAUUUUGACUUAAAACGGACAGAUUUAAUACAAACCUUGUACA
Messenger RNA from Colias croceus (clouded yellow), 4906 nucleotides. RefSeq lists its product as uncharacterized. Gene Ontology annotation, molecular function: protein binding. The transcript has 33 exons. Gene Ontology annotation, biological process: morphogenesis of a branching epithelium. Bases 376 to 4008 code for a protein of 1210 amino acids. Lineage: Eukaryota; Metazoa; Arthropoda; Insecta; Lepidoptera; Pieridae. The record is from RefSeq and is a predicted model, not a curated record.